ACAUUGCUGCUGAGCAAACCUCAAUUUUAAGCUUGCUUCACAAACCAAGCGGCAGCCUCUAGACGUUACGGUGCCGGUGGAAGAGGAGGAAGCGGUGGUUCUGGAGGUAGUGGAGGCAGUGGAGGCACUGGCGGUACUGGAGGUACCGGCGGUACUGGAACUGGUGGUACUGGAGGUCCUGGCGGUGGUCCCGGUGGUAGUGGCGGUCCAGGUUGUGAAAACGGAGGAAGCGGUGAAAACGGUGAAGGCUGCGAAAACGGUGGAAGCAAAUCUGGUCCAUUUACCGACCGUACCGCCGGUGGUUGGGGAGGCACGCAAGGAG
Molecule: messenger RNA, 322 nt
Organism: Cylicostephanus goldi
Lineage: Eukaryota; Metazoa; Nematoda; Chromadorea; Rhabditida; Strongylidae
Source: the annotation of a GenBank genome assembly